Molecule: messenger RNA, 1109 nt
Organism: Canariomyces notabilis
Lineage: Eukaryota; Fungi; Ascomycota; Sordariomycetes; Sordariales; Chaetomiaceae
Exons: 2
Coding region: 281-913 (210 amino acids)
Source: RefSeq, a predicted model, not a curated record
CAGGUCGAUUGCCGGCUGGGCUUGCGUAGUGUGUGCACUAGAGGCAGAGCGUCCACUGACAACGGGCCAAGGGAGCUGAGAAGAAAAGGAUUAGGGCAAGGCGAUGAUCGAGCAAAAGGCCAGCAGUGGCAAGGAGAAAACGCUCAAUGAAUCGCUCAAUUGGGCUUCUGACUGGCAUGAUUUGCAAAACACAUGACCGACCCGACGGGAGCUGGUUCCUUCUGCCCGUUGACAGGUGCUAGGUUGGUGGCCCAUCGCGCUACACUUCAGGUGAUCUGUAAUGUCCUCGGCAUCAGCGAUCCGGAUUGUGAAGGUACGGGCCCAAUGGGACCCGCAACCUCUGUCAUAUGGGAGCUCGAGGGAAAGUAAAAGAAUAUGGGGCCCCGGACGGCCCAAUGCGCCAUUCAGACGACAAGAUUUGUUGAUCGAUUCCUUCCCUUCCUUGUACUUGGUGGGAGUCUUGAACACGCCGUUGGGGUUGAUCUAUGAAUGGCAUCUCUCCACCGCAACCCCGACUUCCCCGCACCUCCCAGCGAACACCAGGCCCAACAAAAAAAUUCCUUUAGCUCGAGAUGCCGAGUCCGAAUUGGAAAUACUACCGGAUACAAGGGUCUGCGCAACGUGGGUAACGCAGGUCCACAGGCGAUGUGACGAUUCAUAUUUACCCGUCAUCCUGCCGUUGCAUCGUUUAUUUCCGCGGCACUGGCCGAUCUUGCCAGGCCCUCGUAAGUUGCAACAGUUGUCGGCGAGCAAACCACUUCCACCAGUGGCCUCUCGAAGAAAGAAAGGGUCCCAACCCCAGCGGUGUCUGCUUACGAAUCGAAUCGGCCGCCCUACCCGGAUGGCACGGGGACCGGCGAUCACUGUCUCCGGCCAUCCCAACGACGCGGGCACGUCCCGACGAGCCCGUUAAGGAGGGAAUAGCCGGUGAUGGGUUGUUUUCCAUCGUGUGUAGAAACGCAAGCAACAUGAAAGGAUUUAAAUACUGGGCCAAUAUCGCCCAUAUAACCGCCUCUAGAGCGGAGCAAUAUCUGGCGGGGAUUGUGUGUGAGUGGUGUUUUGCAAUGUCUUCAUCUCAGCUCGGAUGUACCGAAUCCGACCAUCAUAGC